CGCGGUGUCGCGCGCAGGUUGUCAGGAAAGAGGUGGGCGUUCCUCCGUGUUCGUUCGCAGAGUGUUGAUGCUGAGAGGCUUUUACCCCACUGGGCUAGCUUUCCCGAUGUUUCUCCCUACGCUUGUGGAGGACAUGCAUCACUUUAAACCUAGUCGAGACAGACUGUACACCACCAGGUGUUGUGGUUGUUGCCACGUCCGAACGGGGACUAUCAUCUUGGGAACAUGGUACAUGGUGGUCAACCUGCUGAUGGGCAUCCUGCUGACUGUCGCUGUGACCCAUCCAGAAAAUGUACCCACUAUUGACUUGCAGUAUGAGGUCAUUGACCAUUACUUUGCUUCUGACAGGAUGUCUGAGAAUGCCUGUGUUGGAUUUGCCAUUUCUCUGCUGAUGCUUACUAUCAGUGCCAUGAUGGUGUAUGGAGCCAUUACUCAUCGUGAUGGAUGGCUCAUCCCAUUUUUCUGCUACCAGCUGUUUGACUUUGCCUUGAGCUGCCUGGUGGCCAUCAGCUCUCUCACUUACCUCCCCAGGAUCAAGGAAUAUCUGUGCCAGCUGCCGGAUUUCCCCUACAAGGAUAACCUCAUGUCUCUGGACUCCAGCUGCCUGCUGCUGUUUGUGUUGGUCUUCUUUGCCUUCCUCAUCAUCCUCAAGGCUUAUUUGAUCAACUGUGUGUGGAACUGCUACAAGUACAUCAAUAACAGGAACAUGCCAGAGAUUGCUGUCUACCCUGCAUUUGAGACCCCUCCCCAGUACAUUCUCCCCACUUACGAGAUGGCGAUGAAGAUGCCAGAGAAGGAGCCGCCUCCACCGUACAUGCCCGCUUAAGCACCAGCCUUGUUGCCAAAUCACAAACACACACACACACACACCGUCAUAUGCAUUCCUACAUUCCCUCACCACAUCACGACGCCCUUAUCCCACCCCCCCCCCACUGUGUACGUGUACAGCCACUGAAAAUGUUUGGUUCACCCUCCCCUCCCCUUCCCUGCUGUACAUCUUUAGAGCUUCCAUAGAGAAUCCUGACGGUGUGAGAGGAGAAAGGUGGAAAAGACUGAGAUCUGUGUGAAACGAAUGAAUGAAUGUGACGUUUGGGAAGAGAUGGAAGCUUCUAGCCCAUCCCCUUCUUGCCUUUUUUAAUGUCUUAGCAAAAGGGAUACGAAGUUAAGCGCUCGAUCAUCAAUCCAGCACCAUCCUAUCUAUAGAUUGAUAUAUGAAGUAAAAUAAAUAUUAUGACAAUCCACUUAUUAUAACUCUUAUUGUUGAAUUGUGUUGCGUUUACCCUUCUUAUUAAGAUCUAGCUAUUCCAUCUUGGUCUUGAAUGGAGUCUGUAGCACGUUCUCUGUUAUUUAUUUAGCUUCGCUGGUAGUUCAGUUCGCCAACCCCAAUGUCGUCAUCACCAUCCUCUGCUGAAUCGAAGGGCCUACUUCUGUGUGUUGGCAUAGCUAGCCAAGAGUUUUCCAGCCAAGAGUGAGAGAGAAACAGAGCAGACGCCACCGUUGACGGGUCAUUUUUCUGUACUUCUUUCUCACCCGACACCUGGAGCAAACGGCUAGUCUUGUGAACAUAGUAGUUGCAUGCUUAAACUGCCCUGCCAUUACUUUUACUGGUAAUAUGAUUUUAUUGUUAGUGGAAAACCAUUUGACUUCAAUAAAAGUUUCAGAUCAUUUAU
Messenger RNA from Sphaeramia orbicularis (orbiculate cardinalfish), 1670 nucleotides. It is a transcript of the gene laptm4a, whose product is annotated as lysosomal protein transmembrane 4 alpha. Gene Ontology annotation, cellular component: lysosomal membrane. The transcript is spliced from 7 exons. The coding region runs from base 68 to 826 and encodes 252 amino acids. NCBI's taxonomy places the organism in Eukaryota, Metazoa, Chordata, Actinopteri, Kurtiformes, Apogonidae. The record is from RefSeq and is a predicted model, not a curated record.